Messenger RNA from Periophthalmus magnuspinnatus, 1941 nucleotides. It is a transcript of the gene dhcr24, whose product is annotated as 24-dehydrocholesterol reductase. Gene Ontology annotation, cellular component: cytoplasm; membrane. The transcript has 9 exons. Bases 67 to 1647 code for a protein of 526 amino acids. NCBI's taxonomy places the organism in Eukaryota, Metazoa, Chordata, Actinopteri, Gobiiformes, Gobiidae. Gene Ontology annotation, biological process: steroid metabolic process. Gene Ontology annotation, molecular function: Delta24(24-1) sterol reductase activity; FAD binding. The record is from RefSeq and is a predicted model, not a curated record.
CACGGCAUCUGUGCUAAUCGAUACAGAGUUCAAGAGCCUACUCCACCAAAUGCUACGUAAAAUUUGAUGGUCUUCGGACUACAGUCUCCUCAAAAGAUGGAUUCGCUUUUGUAUUUAGGUGGUUUGGUUGUCCUUUUCCUAGUGUGGAUCAAAGUCAAAGGUGUAGAGUACGUGAUCGUGCACCAGCGCUGGAUAUUUGUCUGUUUAUUCCUCCUGCCCCUCUCCGUUAUAUUUGAUGUGUAUUACUAUGUGCGCGCGUGGAUCAUCUUCAAAAUGUGUUCUGCACCAAAACUUCACGACCAGCGCGUGCGAGACAUUCAGAGACAGGUUCGUGAGUGGAGAAAAGAUGGGGGUAAAAAGUUCAUGUGUACUGGUCGGCCUGGCUGGCUCACGGUGUCCUUGCGAGUUGGAAAAUACAAGAAAACACAUAAGAACAUCAUGAUCAACAUGAUGGACAUCCUGGAGGUGGACACACACAGACAGGUGGUGCGUGUUGAACCUCUGGCCAACAUGGGGCAGCUGAGUGCUCUCCUCAACCCAAUAGGCUGGACUCUGCCAGUGCUGCCUGAACUUGAUGACCUCACUGUAGGUGGGCUGGUGAUGGGCACAGGCAUCGAGUCCUCCUCUCACAUCUACGGCCUGUUUCAGCACAUCUGUGUGGCCUUUGAGCUGGUGUUGGCCGAUGGGAGUUUGAUCCGCUGCACUAAGGAGGAAAAUCCAGACCUCUUCCAUGCGGUCCCUUGGUCUUGUGGUACACUGGGAUUCCUUGUUGCAGCUGAAAUCAAAAUAGUUCCUGCUAAAUCAUGGGUGAAGCUGCACUAUGAGCCAGUGCAGGGCCUGGACAACAUCUGUAAACGUUUCACGGAGGCGUCACAAAACAAACAGAACACAUUUGUGGAGGGUAUCCAGUACUCGCUUGAUUCGGCUGUGAUAAUGACAGGAACCAUGACGGACCACGCCGAACCAGAUAAGAUCAACAGAAUCGGGCUGCAUUUCAAACCCUGGUUCUUCAAACACGUGGAGGGAUACCUCAAAAGAGACAGUUCUGGAGUGGAAUAUGUUCCACUCAGACACUAUUACCACAGACACACACGCAGCAUCUUCUGGGAAAUACAGGAUAUUAUUCCUUUUGGAAACAACCCUGUGUUUCGUUGGCUGUUUGGGUGGAUGGUCCCUCCGAAAAUCUCACUGCUAAAGUUGACUCAGGGGGAAACAAUUCGUCAACUUUACGAACAACACCAUGUGGUUCAGGACAUGCUUGUGCCCAUGAAACAUCUGCAGGACGCCAUCACAUGCUUCCACCAAGAAAUAAAUGUUUAUCCUCUGUGGCUAUGUCCAUUUACUUUGCCACCGGGCCGAGGUAUGGUCCACCCCAAAGGCCAAGAGGAGGAGCUGUAUGUGGACAUUGGAGCUUAUGGAGAACCCAAAGUCAAACAUUUUGAAGCCAAAGCCUCCACACGACAGCUGGAGAAGUUUGUCAGGAAUGUGCAUGGGUUCCAGAUGUUGUAUGCUGAUGUGUACAUGGACCACAAGGAGUUCUGGGAGAUGUUUGAUGGACAGUUGUAUCAUCGUCUGCGAGAGGAGCUGGGCUGUAAAGAUGCAUUUCCAGAGGUGUACGGCAAAAUCUGCAAAACUGCUCGACAUUAACCACAAAGAGCCUACUCACAGACAGCAUGUUGAGUUAUCUGAAUUUUGCUCUGAUGCCCCUAUUUCUUUAUUUUCUGAUCAUUAUAAUUAAUUGUUAGUUCUUAUUAUAAUACAUGAGCUACUAAACAGUACAUUUCUGUGUAAAUAUUGGAGGAUUUAAUUUAUAAUGUUCAUAUUUUUUAUAUAAGAACUGCAUAUAGGCUUACAGAUGUCUAUAUAUAUUUUCUUGGUUCGUAUUUGUAAGGAAACCAUUUUUAAUAGAAACUAAUUGACUAAUAAAACAUCUAUUCAUGC